Messenger RNA from Suillus paluster, 1338 nucleotides. RefSeq names its product aspartic peptidase domain-containing protein. Lineage: Eukaryota; Fungi; Basidiomycota; Agaricomycetes; Boletales; Suillaceae. The record is from RefSeq and is a predicted model, not a curated record. The transcript has 7 exons. Gene Ontology annotation, molecular function: aspartic-type endopeptidase activity. Gene Ontology annotation, biological process: proteolysis. The coding region runs from base 1 to 1338 and encodes 445 amino acids.
AUGGCGACUAACAUGAACAGACUGAACAGCCGCAGUCACCGUUCCCAAAGGAUGCAGCUUCGCCUACAACGUGGGCUUAAUAAAGAUCUAUCUGUCUUACUCAGUGAUGUUUCAGUGGCUAGUAUCCAGGAGUACAUUGGGGGACAAGAUUUUUGGAUUACAUUUGAUACCGGCUCCUCAGACCUUUGGGUGGUCUCAUCAGAUUGCACCAAUUCAGAUUGCCAGGGCAUCACAAGAUAUUCGUCCUCGUCAUCUAGCACCCUGACGUUAUCAGAUCAGCCGUUCAAGUUGGCAUACCUGAUGGGAUCAGUGCUGGGAACGGUAGGCACAGAGACUGUGACCCUCGGCCCGUAUGAAAUAUCCUCUCAAACGUUUGCCUUGGCUAACCAGACGAGUGGACUUGGUCUCUCUAUCACGGGAAACUCGGGUAUUCUAGGCCUAUCAUUUCCACUUGCCGCUUCCAUCCCCAUAACGUCUGGGACACCCGUUUUGAACAAUCUAUUUGCUCAUUUUGAUGAUCAGCACCGGUUCUUUGCAUUCAAGUUAGGACGAAACGAGUCGCAGGAUGUCCUCGAUUCCUCCCUGACAAAUGACACAAGCCAGUUCGUAUUCACGCCCGUCUUCGCAUCGACACCGGACGAGUAUGACUUCUGGAAGCUUCCUAUCCAAGAAAUCACCAUCAACUCACAGGUCCUUCCUCUUUCCCGUUCGCUGAUCCGCGGUGCAUCGUCACCAAUCGCUGUGCUUGACACCGGGACAACUCUCAUUUUAGGCCCAGCCGGAGACGUCGAUGCGUUCUGGGAUGCGAUCGGUACGGGUGGGUCCACGAAGUUCAACCAGCAGACAAAAACGUGGCAAGUGAGGUGCGAGAGGGCCGUAGACGUGCGGAUUAAACUUGGCAAUUCCGAUACCGCAAAAGAAUAUCCACUCCAUCCCGAGGAUGUCAGCUGGGCUAAAGAUGAAGCGCAAGACGGGUGGUGUACCGGCGGUAUACAGGUAAACAACGGAGUCGACUCUGGAGACUGGCUUCUCGGGGCUGUAUUCUUGAGGAAUGUCUACGCCAUACACCAGGGCACAACAAGCUCCGAUCCACCCAUGAUCGGAUUAUUGAAUACGACGGACCCAUCGGCGGCCCUCGCAGAAUUCACAUCGUCUAGAGGACCGGAUCCUGCUCCCCCACCUUCCAUGCAACGUGUCGGUUCUUCAGCUACAGAAACGAGGGAUACUAUCGCGACCUGUGUGGUAUGCGGAGUGUGCGGAUUUUUGAUUGGAGCCAUUGGAAUUGUGGUCUUCCGGCUCCGGCGGCGAAGGCGAUCGCAAGGACAAGUACAUAUAUAA